AUGCAAAACUUUGUUGACUCCAGUGGCAAAUUUGCUGUAGACCUUUUUAAACAGCAAAUAAACAAGAGUUAUGGGAAAAAUUUAAUUUCAUUCUCAGUUGGUGGACAAUUGUCAUUAGCCUUGCUCUUGCUUGGCAGCAAAAAAGAGACCGCUGAUGAAAUAACAAAGGCCAAGGGGUCACUCUGGGAGCAGGUCACUGUUGGCCUUACCUUUGUGGGCAGCCACAGUGAGCAGAUUGGUAUGAGUCCUAUGGGUUGGAAAGCUCUUCGCUUCUUGAAAUCGGCAGGAACUGGGACCGCUGCAGAUGAGUCUCUUUCUGGGUCUGAGUGCGAUAAAUCUGGAGGAUUUCACACCUGGUUCAAUCAGCUCCUAUCAGCCCUCAGACAGCCUUCCAAAUAUCGUAUGCUGAAGAUGGCCAGUCGGAUAUAUGGAUCAAAAGCUUAUCAUUUCCUGGAGCAAUACGAAAAGUGCAUAAAAGAGCUAUACAAUUGCGAAUUGGAAAGUGUUGACUUUAUGAAUGCAAAUGAGGAAGUUAGACGGAAAAUUAAUUCCUGGGUUGAAAGGAAAACAAAUGGUGAGAUCACGAAUUUCUUUCCUGCUAACUCCAUUGACCGAUCAACUGCCUUGGUCUUAUUAAAUACUGUCUAUUUCCAAGGAAUGUGGAAGAGGCCAUUUAAUCCAAAAGAUACACAAAGAGGAAUCUUUUGGACUUGUAAGGAUCAGAGCAUGUAUGUGGAUAUGAUGACUCAAAAGGGCAGAUUUAACAUAGCCAAUAUCUCGAACCCACCAAUGACAGUGGUGGAGAUGGAAUAUGAGAAUGAAGAGCUGAGUAUGAUCUUUCUUGUACCAGAAAGCAGCAUUUCUACAGAUGAGAUUAUAACGAAUCUCACUUAUGAACGACUUCAAGAAUGGACCGAUCCAGGAAAUAUGAAAAACGUAGCAAUUAAAUUGUCCAUGCCAAAGUUCUCAGUGCAAAAUCAAUAUCCACUGAAAGGUCUGUUUUCAGAAAUGGGGGUGAAAAAUCUGUUUAUUCCAGGCAAAGCCGAUUUAUCUGGCAUGACUGGGAAUAAUCAGUUAGUUGUGUCUCAGAUUUUUCAAGCAUUUGCAUUUACUGUCAGCGAAGAAGGGUCAGAAGUAUCUGGAGCCUCUCGUACAGAGGUAGUUUCUGGGAGUCACUCUGAUGUUAAAAUAAAUAAGCCUUUUUGGUUUGCAUUGAAACAUAAACGAACCAAUGUGACCCUGUGUUUGGGUAGGAUUUGUGAGCCAAACUGGAAGGGGCAUCCAAAAUAACAAAUGUCUUUCCAGAUGUUGUGAACAGUGGAGCCUUCUAUAUUCUUAAUUCUUUUUCAACUUGGCUAAUACCUUGUCUAAACUUAUAAGCCCAAAAUCGAUUUCCUAUUUGCCUAUCUGGGUCAAAAAAAGCUUUCACUUUGUGA
Messenger RNA from Pseudonaja textilis, 1436 nucleotides. Its product is annotated as serpin B3-like. Gene Ontology annotation, molecular function: serine-type endopeptidase inhibitor activity. Lineage: Eukaryota; Metazoa; Chordata; Lepidosauria; Squamata; Elapidae. Gene Ontology annotation, biological process: negative regulation of endopeptidase activity. The record is from RefSeq and is a predicted model, not a curated record.